CGCGUUGCCGCCAUGUUGGCUUGGCAAAACAGAAGACGGACAGAUCAGGAGAAGCCACUGUGAAUUCAAGAUCCCUCCCUUGUCCCCUCUCUCCCUUGACACCACGUCCAGUCAAGGAAGGCAGUUGUUUUUGUUUCGACCUGUCCCCACGUAUAGCUGAACGAAUCAUUGUGAUAGAUUAAAAACAAAAAUAGUUGUUGUUUUUUUGGGGGGUUUUUGAUUGCCAGCUACUUGUACACCCCCGCUGGACGCCUGUCAUCAUGUCGAAGCCGGGCGAUCGAAGCAGUGUAGCGCAAACUUAUAAAAUCGUCGUCGUGGGCGGGGGAGGCGUUGGAAAAUCGGCCAUCACCAUCCAAUUCAUUCAGAGCUACUUUGUGACAGACUAUGAUCCCACCAUUGAAGACUCUUACACCAAGCAGUGCGUCAUUGACGAUGUCGUCGCUAAAUUAGACAUCUUGGACACUGCUGGUCAGGAAGAAUUCAGCGCCAUGAGGGAGCAAUAUAUGCGUUCCGGUGAAGGAUUCUUGCUCGUCUACUCGGUCGCCGAUCGUUCUUCCUUUGACGAAUUGCCUCGUCUCCACAGGCAGAUUCUCAGAGUCAAAGAUCGCGACGAGUUCCCCAUGUUGAUGGUAGCCAACAAAGCGGAUCUCCAACACCAAAGAAUGGUCUCAUCGGAUGAGGGCCACUCUCUCGCCCGCCAGCUCAAAGUUCCCUACCUGGAAUGUUCGGCCAAGCUACGAAUGAACGUAGACCUAGCCUUCCACGAGCUGGUUCGGCUCAUUCGUCGCUUCCAAGCUCUAGAACGGCCGCUCACGUCUAGCAAGGACCAACGUCAAGCACGCAAACGGCGUAAGAUGUGUAUGCUCUUGUAACACAAAGCAACAAAACGAAAACGUUAAAAGAAAUUCACAAUCAACUGUCCCCUCUCCCGUUUUACCUCUACUCCCCCCCCCAUCUCUUCGUUCAAAUCGUGCAGCCUGAAGAAA
Daphnia carinata is the source of this 986-nucleotide messenger RNA. It is a transcript of the gene Ras64B, whose product is annotated as ras-like protein 2. The transcript has 4 exons. NCBI's taxonomy places the organism in Eukaryota, Metazoa, Arthropoda, Branchiopoda, Diplostraca, Daphniidae. Gene Ontology annotation, cellular component: plasma membrane. The coding region runs from base 261 to 872 and encodes 203 amino acids. The record is from RefSeq and is a predicted model, not a curated record. Gene Ontology annotation, molecular function: GTP binding; GDP binding; GTPase activity. Gene Ontology annotation, biological process: signal transduction.